AUCAAGAGCAACAGCGAGAUAGGCAGUGCAUAGACCCUCCAUUCCUGUUUCCCACGACGUUGAGCCACCAUCGAUCAUUGAGCACUUUGCGUGCGGGCAAGGCCAAUGUAAGCUGGAAAGAUGAGGAGGACCCAAUCGAACGGAUGCUGAUCCAGCAUAGCUGCCAUCAGCGCUAUCAUCGGCGUCACGAUCAUCAACAGCAGUGGCUGGAUCGCCAUCGUGCCCUGCCUCAACAUCGUUCCUCAUCCUCUUUGUGCAACCUUUUCUCUGACCAUUCUAUUGCAGCUUACGAUCCUUGCGACAACGAGGACUCGACAGGCAGCAUGGAGACGUUGCUCACGCCAUCGGACUUUGCACGCCGCUCAAGCACGCCCAGCAGCCGGGCUAGGACCUCGAUCUCGCACUCCCAUUCGGACAGACACAAGAGAGCCCUCUCUGGCGAUGCGCCUCAAUUGCCUCCUGCCUCUCUCAGCCACCCCUCUCCUCCCUCCUCUCAGUAUCAAGCACCUACAACUCCGAUCCUACGCAGGAUCAAUCUCUCAAUCGCUCCUCCACGUCCGUCGGGCAGGUCUCUACGGCCACGACUAGCUCCCUCGAUGCUGGAGGAAGCGGGUGUGGAUCCUCGACAUCGAUCUCUCACAAAAGAAGUGCCGCGAGGGUCACAUUUUCCUUUGCCCAUUCCAAUGCGCAGGCCAACACAACAAGGCUCAGAAAUGGUAGCUGCAGCGGUCAGUCAGUCAUGCUCCUACCAGCCACACGAGCAGAGCCCUCAGGCCGUGUCGAUCACCAUGCUAUCGAUGAAGACGACGAAGCUGAGGUCAUUGAGGUCAUUGAUGAGGAUGACAGCAUCCCCUUCUCCGAUUCUCUACCCACGUCCACACCAAGCGUACUCUCAAGGGGGCGAAAGAGGCGCCCUUCCCUUCUGACUGCCCUGAAGGAUCGCUUGCCUAGCAAGGGUCGGGCCGAAAGAAGUAGAAAGUACAGCACAUCAGCCGUGUCUCCGCAGGAGAGGCCAGAAAUUUUGUCACUCAAGAUGGAGUGGCCCUUGAGUGCGUAC
Molecule: messenger RNA, 1057 nt
Organism: Jaminaea rosea
Lineage: Eukaryota; Fungi; Basidiomycota; Exobasidiomycetes; Microstromatales
Exons: 1
Coding region: 144-926 (260 amino acids)
Source: RefSeq, a predicted model, not a curated record